This is a messenger RNA of Lasiosphaeria miniovina, 681 nucleotides long. RefSeq lists its product as uncharacterized. The coding region runs from base 1 to 681 and encodes 226 amino acids. The record is from RefSeq and is a predicted model, not a curated record. The transcript has 2 exons. Lineage: Eukaryota; Fungi; Ascomycota; Sordariomycetes; Sordariales; Lasiosphaeriaceae.
AUGCGCUGGUCACUCGUCGCGCUCGCCUCGGCAGCGGCCGCGGGCGUCAUCAGCCCGGCCUCGAAUCUGGAGCCAAACCUGGGAUCGGGGGACGGGCUGGGUGUCCCGUGGUACGGGGGCCCCGAGAUCUGGGGGUCGCACAACGACAUCGACGAGUGCCAGAUGCACCAAGCCAUCGAGUGCCUGCACGAGCAGAUCUGCGCGCGGCGGCGGGUGCCGCGGUUCGGCAAGAUCCGGUGCACCAUCGGCGGCGCGGUGGCAUACCUGUGCAACUACCAAACCAAGAAGAGCAAGGAGGUGCUCGAGGACGGCGCCGAAGUGUGGACGGGCGGCGAGCUGGCGUGCGGGGUCGAGGACAUGUACGAGGCGUGGCGGCAGAUCCGCAUCGCCAAGGCGUCGGCGACGGGGUGGUGGCACGACCCGCGCGGGCGGCGCACGUACGGCUUCGACCGCAGCUGCCGCGCCAACGAGUGCGACAACGGCUGGGCCGAGGGCUCCGAGGGCGAGCAGUGCACCAACAUGCACGCUCCCAAGGCCCACCACGACUGGGUCUUCGACUUUGUCGGCGACACGUACCCAAACUUCACUGCCCAGCACACCCAGGCCCUGCCCGAGCUCGGGGACCCCAACGAGCCCGUCUACUUCAAGCCGUGGCACGAGGGGCGGCGCCCAAAGUACUGA